Leucoraja erinaceus (little skate) is the source of this 3000-nucleotide messenger RNA. Its product is annotated as putative solute carrier family 22 member 31. The record is from RefSeq and is a predicted model, not a curated record. The transcript is spliced from 9 exons. Gene Ontology annotation, biological process: transmembrane transport. NCBI's taxonomy places the organism in Eukaryota, Metazoa, Chordata, Chondrichthyes, Rajiformes, Rajidae. Gene Ontology annotation, molecular function: transmembrane transporter activity. The coding region runs from base 668 to 2485 and encodes 605 amino acids. Gene Ontology annotation, cellular component: membrane.
UUACUGUAUAUUAUUAAUCCCACUAUCGUCAGUCUGAAGAAGGGUCUCGACCCGAAACGUCGCCUAUUCCUUCGCUCCAUAGAUGCCGCCUCACCCGCCGAGUUUCUCCAGCAUUUUGUAGCUAACGACAUUUAUUGGCUUCGGCCAGUAUCAAAAGGUGAUGUUGGUUCAGCACUUCAACCGAUUCAGAGGAUCUUUGUAACCAAGGGAGACUGACGAAAUCUAAAGGAGAGCUGGUCGAGUAAAUCACAGGGUCGGGCAGCCUCUGUGGGGGGAAAUACUAGACAGUCGAUCUUUCGGGCCGGGGGCCAGUGGAAGUGUGGAGAAGUCAGUACAACACUAACCCUGCGGUCAUCACUCUGGUGCUCACUAGAAAAUACCACUUUGACCUAGGGUGGGGCAGAGGUGUCGAGGAGGGGUCGCUGCUGAGGAAAUCCAGUUUGAUCUGUUUUUGUUUUGCAGGCGACAAUGAGCUGGAAUGCGGGAGCUAACAGACAUUGCAACGGUCUACAAACGACUCUGUGUUUAUUGUAAAGAAUUCUAAACCGUUACGUUUCCGCCUCACUUUAAAAGACAAACGACUCGUCACCGCCAAUGACUCACCGACUUUGCGCAUAAAUCUCCUUUGCACAGAAACUCGUGAGAAAAGGAAUAAUCCGCGGAAGGAAUGGAGUUCGACAAGAUCAUCCCCCACGUCGGAGGCUUCGGCCGUUGUCACAAAACGCUGGCCGCCCUCGCCUGCCUCCCCAACCUGCUGGUGGCUCUGAGUUUCUUCAGCAGCGUGUUUUUCACGCUCAUUCCGAACCACCAUUGUCGGCCCGACCGGCAGCUCCUCCCCGAAAUACUAAGGAACGUGUCGGAAAUACAACUGCUCAACUACAGCUUGCCUCUGCCGACCGACGACGACGAUGAUGGCGGCGGCGGCGGCGACGGGCAGGCCGCGGCCUGGAGCCGUUGCCGCCUCCUCCGUUAUGGCGCGAGCCAGCUGCUCCCCAACGGCAGCGUCGCGUGCACCCGGGGCUGGCACUUCGAGCCGUCCGCCGGCCUGCAGACCAACGUCGUCGUGCAGUGGAAUUUGGUUUGCAAAAACUACUGGAAAAUUCCCUUGGAGCAAGUGGGCUACUCCAUUGGAUGGGCUGUUGGAUUCUUGACCCUUGGAACUGUUGUAGAUGGACUGGGCCGUCGAAGUACAUUCAUUCUUUCUGUAGUUGGAGUAAUUAUUCUGCACGUUGGAAUCUCAGUCUCUGUGGAUUUCAUCAUGUUUCUUGUAUUUCGAAUGUUCAGUGGGAUAGCAUUGGCGGGACUCUUCCUGUCUGCAUAUGUUGCAAGGUUGGAAAUGUGCGACCCGCCACACCGACUGGUGAUCAUGAUAACUGCAUCGAUCUGCACAGUGGUUGGAGAGAUGCUGCUGCCAGGUUUAGCUGAACUAUGCAGAAACUGGAGAAUUUUGCAAGGUGUUGUCACUACCCCUUUCCUAAUACUACUCCUCUAUUGGUGCAUUCCAUCCAUGUUCCCAGAAUCACCACGUUGGCUCCUUGCAACCAGACAGAUUGGGAAGUGUAAGCAAAUACUACAAGGCAUAGCAAUUGGUAAUGGUGUCAAUGUGGAAGAUGAAUUAUACACCCAAUGCAAUUUGUUUAAUGAGAUGAAUUCUGUGUUUGAAAAGCCUACACAAUUUCGUUCAUAUACAUUUUGUGAUAUGACCACUGCACGAACUACUUGGAAGAACAUCUUGAUAUUAGGAUUCACCACGUUCAUUGGCAAUGGAAUUCAACAUUGCUUUUCCAAAAAUCUUGUUGGUUAUAGCCCCAACUUCUACUUGAAGUAUUUUGUCAUUGCUGGUGCUGAAGGUGUAGCCCUGUUUUUCCUAUAUUUUACUGUGAACAAGUUUGGGCGACGUGGCAUUCUGCUCUUCUCGACAAUCUUCACUGGGUUGUCAUCGCUAUUAUUGCUUGCUCUUAUACAGUAUUUGCAUAAAGGUGUUCAUCUGACUCUUUCCAUCCUGGGCCUUGUUUCAGCUUGUUCCGUUAGUAUAUUGAGCAUAUUUUUUGCCAGUGAGGUUGUCCCAACAGUUGUUAGAGGUGCCACUUUAGGCCUCAUCAUGGCAACAGGUUGCAUUGGCAAAGCAACAUCCCCAAUCAUGGAUCUUCACAAUAAACAUGGCUACUUUCUUCAUCAUGUAGUUUUUGCCUCUUUUGCUGUCCUCUCAGUGUUGUGCAUCAUGUUGCUUCCAGAAAGCAAACGGAAACCACUGCCAGAUUCUAUAAAAGAUGGUGAAAAUCAGAGACGUCCUCCGAUGUUAUUGUUCAGAAACAAGGAUAGAGUUCCUUUGCUGCAUUCAAAACAGAAUGGCAAUUAUAAUCCGGAAAGCUAUUCCAAGCUUGUUACAUCUACCAAGAAAGUGUUGGCCAAUAACAUUCCUAUUCAGUCACAAGAUCCCACAAGAGGAAGUGUGAUCAAGAAGACCCAAGAAUCAGCAAUCUAGCCAGUCUUCAGGGUACAUGAGGAAAUAUAAAAAAUACUCUUGCUGUUUCAUAUUCUGCACCACAGUAACCAGUAUUUUAUCAAUUGCUGCAUUUGUAUGUUCUAAGAUCUGAUUGGGAUAGUUUUGCAAACUGUUUAACAUGGUUACUUUUCUCUGAAGUUUAAUUUUCAAGCACAUGUAUAGUUUCAAAAGAUGUAUAAUUAUGUUGAUAGAUUGUAAAUUGAGAUUUGGGGUUAAUAGCAUAAAUAUUGAAUGCAUUUUGGGUUAUGUACAUCAGUAGUCAAUUAUGAAAAAAACCAUGUUUGUGCCAUAUUGCUUUUUGCAAAUAUUUACAAUGCAGUUUUGAUUAUUGCUCUUUUUUUCUCUAGUCUACCUAGUCAUAAAAUCUAUUUUUUAUCAACUAUGGUGUCAGAUUGCUAAGUGUGUUACCAUUUUAGUAUAUCAGCCUGGGCCGAAUAAUGUUUGAAAUUCUUUUGGUUUGCUGAGAUCUAAUUUCUUGUUCCUUUAUAAUACAA